Adineta ricciae is the source of this 345-nucleotide messenger RNA. The record is from the annotation of a GenBank genome assembly. Lineage: Eukaryota; Metazoa; Rotifera; Eurotatoria; Adinetida; Adinetidae.
AUGGACAGAGAAGACAAUUAUGAUAUUCCGACACCUGAUACAAGUCGUUCGAACAGUAUAAACGAAGAAGAAGAAGAAGAGGACAAAUCAGUUGAACCUACACCAGCAGUUCCCGUUGAAGAUACAACUCAAGCGGAAUCGUCUCGUUCACAUGAUCAAUCGACAGAUGUUACUCAACCAACAAGACCAGCAAAACGUGCAACAUUUGUCCCAAGUUCGUCAUCAUCCGAAUCUGAAAACGAUUUUGUCGCUGUCGAGAGAAAUGAUGCCGAUGACGAUGCUUCAGCGAUUACAAAUCCUGUAAGUUGCUUCAGUCUGAUCGAAUAUGAUUGCUUGACAUCAUAA